GGAUCGAGCCGAGCGGCGAGCAAUACAAAGCGGCCUCGGCUGGUGCCGGAGCUGCAAGCGUUAAGGGGAGGCGGGGAGUGACGCGGUUUGCGUCUGGAGCGGCUCCUUGGAGUCCACAGCAUCCACCGCCGGAGCCUCGCCUUCCUUUCUCCCUCUGCAGACAUAAUCAGACACAAAAAGAGAGGCGACCCCAGCACCGCGGCGGAGGACCCAUCCGCACCAUGACGGAGACCACGAAGACCCACGUUAUCUUGCUGGCCUGCGGCAGCUUCAACCCCAUCACCAAAGGCCACAUUCAGAUGUUCGAAAGAGCCAGGGAUUAUCUGCACAAGACUGGGAGGUUUAUCGUGAUUGGCGGGAUUGUCUCUCCUGUCCACGACUCCUAUGGAAAACAGGGUCUUGUGUCCAGUCGGCACCGCCUCAUCAUGUGCCAGCUGGCCGUCCAGAAUUCCGACUGGAUCAGGGUGGACCCGUGGGAAUGUUACCAGGACACCUGGCAGACAACCUGCAGUGUGCUGGAGCACCACCGGGACCUCAUGAAGAGGGUGACUGGCUGCAUCCUCUCCAAUGUCAACACACCUUCCAUGACACCUGUGAUCGGACAGCCACAACAUGAGAACCCCCAGCCCAUUUACCAAAACAGCAACGUGCCCAACAAGCCCACUGCAGCCAAGAUCUUGGGGAAAGUGGGAGAAAGCCUCAGCCGGAUCUGCUGUGUCCGCCCACCAGUGGAGCGCUUCACCUUCGUUGAUGAGAACGCCAACCUGGGCACAGUGAUGCGGUACGAGGAGAUUGAGCUGCGCAUCUUGCUGCUGUGCGGCAGUGACCUACUGGAAUCCUUCUGCAUCCCGGGACUCUGGAAUGAGGCCGAUAUGGAGGUGAUUGUUGGGGACUUUGGGAUUGUGGUGGUUCCCCGGGACGCAGCUGACACAGACCGAAUCAUGAAUCACUCCUCAAUACUCCGCAAGUACAAAAACAACAUCAUGGUGGUGAAGGAUGACAUCAACCAUCCCAUGUCUGUGGUCAGCUCAACCAAGAGCAGGCUGGCCUUGCAGCACGGGGACGGCCAUGUGGUGGAUUACCUGUCUCAGCCCGUCAUUGACUACAUCCUCAAGAGCCAGCUAUACAUCAACGCCUCUGGCUAGCAGCCACUCAGCCAGCCUGUGCCACCCUCCCCUCGUCCUCUGCCAACGCAACUCACUGGCCCCUCCAGUCUCUGUCAGCCUCUCUCCUGCCUCUGUUUCUCCAUCUCCUCAUUCUGACCAUUCUUCCCACUGGCUGACUGAACCCCCACAGUGUGGGGGACCUGCA
Messenger RNA from Dipodomys ordii (Ord's kangaroo rat), 1311 nucleotides. RefSeq names its product nicotinamide nucleotide adenylyltransferase 2 (gene Nmnat2). Lineage: Eukaryota; Metazoa; Chordata; Mammalia; Rodentia; Heteromyidae. The record is from RefSeq and is a predicted model, not a curated record. The transcript has 11 exons. Gene Ontology annotation, biological process: NAD+ biosynthetic process. Gene Ontology annotation, molecular function: nicotinamide-nucleotide adenylyltransferase activity; nicotinate-nucleotide adenylyltransferase activity. Gene Ontology annotation, cellular component: Golgi apparatus. The coding region runs from base 222 to 1145 and encodes 307 amino acids.